UUUUGCUCUCUCAUACAUACACACACUCUCACUGUGUUGAGAGCAGAGAGACGCCAGAGAGACGCCAGUCGGGCAGUUCUUUGCACUGCGCGUUUUCUGUUUAGCACAGACCGCAUAUUUGUCGAGGCAGACUACGCUGGAGUGGACCAGAGCUCUCCACUUCUGCGAAGGGACACCCUAAUGCACCCGAAUUUCAGCACUUUGAACAGAAAUGCUGCUGAUUUAAUAAGUGUGUGGCACACACACAAAAAACUUCAAAUUGCGACAUCCACCAAAAACCUUCAAACCUGUUGAAAUGAAGAACCCACAUGAGCUCAGUGGCCCCAUGAGCGAGUGUGCCUUAGCCGCCUCAGACACCCACAAAAAGUUUAAGAGGAAGGCACGUGAGCCCAGGAGACUCUUUCAUAGCUCCGACACAGGAGAGGACAGCAGCUCCAACCCUCUGGCCCAAGGGGGAUUAUCCACCUCUGCCUUCACUCAUGUUGAGAUCCCCCACUGGCCAACAGCAAUUUCCCAGCCCCUUUGCAGCCGGCUCCGGGUGGGGCCUAGGUCCUCUUUCAGCAGCAGCCACCAGGAACUGCCCCUGAGUCAGACAACAUUCAGGCCUCAGUAUGAGGAGGAGGUUGAGCACAACUCUCCAUCACCUAAGGAAUGUCAGCGGCUGAGGCCUUGUUCAGAAACAGGCAUCCAUGGUCCAGAGGUGAAGGCCAUCCAGCAGACCAGGAGGCUACUGGCCAAUGCCCGGGAGCGCACGCGUGUGCACACCAUUAGUGCUGCCUUUGAGGCCCUCAGAAAACAGGUGCCAUGUUACUCCUAUGGUCAGAAGUUGUCCAAGCUGGCCAUUCUCCGCAUCGCCUGUAACUACAUCUUGUCCUUGGCUCAGCUGGCCGAGCUGGACUACAGCUCAGAGCAGAACAAGCGCAGCUUCUCCCAUUGUGUGGAGCAGUGCACCCACACCCUGCAGGCCGAGGGCCGCAGCAAGAAGAAAAAGGUCCAGUCCUCACUGUCCUCAUCUCACUAUUAAGAACAUGGAUCCCUGUGUCAAAGGUCACGCCUCAACAGCAGCAUGAGAAUGUAGUCACUUAUC
Molecule: messenger RNA, 1087 nt
Organism: Periophthalmus magnuspinnatus
Lineage: Eukaryota; Metazoa; Chordata; Actinopteri; Gobiiformes; Gobiidae
Product: transcription factor atoh8-like
Exons: 4
Coding region: 296-1024 (242 amino acids)
Molecular function (GO): DNA-binding transcription factor activity; protein dimerization activity
Source: RefSeq, a predicted model, not a curated record